AUGGCCGCCUCCGCCCCUCGCCAGAUCCUGGCGCGUUUCAACCACGUGCUGCCCGACGUCGCGGCGCGCGGUGUGCCACUGGAGAGGCUCGGCUUCAAGCCCGGCGAUUGGGGCGGCGGAAUCGCUUCGGCUGUCGCCGCCGACGCGUGGGACUUGGCCUUGCCGCUGGAAUACGGACACAGGGCGACCGAUCGCUGCGCCAAGGUCCUCUCCGUAGCGGUGGUGGCGUUGAGUCGCCCAGUUCAGUGGCCGACCUUGAACGCCAUUGCCCAGCCACAGUUGGGCCGCCGAAACGUUAAGGACUGCCCCCGGUGGGCGCAGUCCUGCGCGUGCGCAGUGCCCGCAGGGGAGCUGGCGCGAACAAUGGGCGCCCUAUCCAGCCGACCCCGUCGCUCGAGCUUGGCGGUCGUCCUGAACGACGAGAACGCCGCUGGCAUCGCGUCGGCGCUGCGCUCCAUAUGGGUGGCGAUGCAGGAGCAGAUGCACGGGCGCCACGCGCAGCUGAAGACAGCGCUCCGCGACGAGGCAUCAAGAGCGCGGGCGCUGAGCCAGGUGAUGGAGCGAACUCUUCGCGGAGGCGCGCCCGUCCAGCUGGGCUUCUCCGAUCUGGAGGAGUGGUUGGCAUCGAGUGACCCUUGCCGGUCGCGCUUUGCCAGGGGCGUGCGAGGCCUCGGCGACUUGCUCGGCGACCGCUGCACGUGCGGCACGGUUUCCUUCCGCACUCGCCAGCCUCGCUUCGGCGACGUCGCGCCCAUGACGGAGUGGUUCCCCUACGCGAUGCAUCAGCUGAAGAACUCCGCCGUCCAUAAGUUCCUCAGCGGGGACAUCGCCUACGCCGGCCAGGGGGGCCUUAUCCGGGUCGACGGCGCGCCCGACGACGACGACUCCAGCGACCUCGUGCACCUGGCGGUCCCAUUGGGCGCGCCCUUGAACGUCCGCGACCGCAUGGCGCUGGUGGUCGAAGAGGGCGACCUCAAGGCCGCGGCGGAGGAGAUCAUGGACAUUACCGGCGGCAACAAAGGAUCGCUGUUCGUGCGCGCGGCGCACUUCGGCGAAUUUCACAUGUGCGCGUCCGUGUUGGGCGAAGAUCGACAGACUCUUCGCCUCCAGCGAAACUCGUUCGCAUCUGGCAGGGUGCUCGUCUGCAUUGGUGAUUACGUCGGGGCAGAGUCCAACGCCAUCGGAGUUCUUCUCAGAAGCCUGCGCGAGGUGCCGUCGCCGGCCUGCCGCGCGUUGCUCCCGGCGCACUGCAGCGCGGCCGACCUCGAGCCCGACGGCGCCAACCAUUUGUCGGGCCUGACGGCGGGCGCCGCGGCGGCGGUCGCACGGAAACUCGGCAAGAGCUUGACGGCCGAUCAGACAUCCCUCGUAGAGUGCAUGGCGGCUUCCAAGAGAGGCGCUUUCUUUUGCGAGGCGUGCCCGGGCACCGGCAAGUCGCUCACCGCCGUGUCGGCGCUCCUCGGCGCCCGCGACGUCUUCGACGAGAAGGUAAAGGGCGUGGUGCUGCUGCAGCAGCGGACGCAGCGAGACGAGAUGCUGAGCUUGAUCCGCAGCGCGCUCGACGACCCAUUCGAGGCCGCGGCGAUCGGCCGCCCGGCCGGCGAUGAUUCUGCCGCGGACGAGGGCUACCUCGACCCGGCGCUGCUCCGCGCGCUGGACGACUGGACGGAGAGCAUCAAGGGCCGCAUCGACGACCUGCGGGCGCAGUUGCAGACGGCGCAGGAGAACCUCGAUCUCACCGCCCCCGAGGGCAAGGAAUGGAAACUCAAGAGCGAAGAGAUGCUGGCCUUAACGUUUCAGUACCGCAACCUCGUGGAGGAGGCCAGGGGGACACUCUUCGGGGGUGUCUGCGUUUUCGUCAUGACGGUGGACUGCUUCUUGCAGAUUAACUGCGGCAAAAAUUGGCUGUCCCCGAUCUUCCGGAAGUUCGAGUUCAGGCUGGGUGUCGUGGACGAGGGCCACCAGAUGGAUUUCGCGCAUUUGCUGCCGGUCGCGCAUCGGCUUGGCACGGCCUUGGCCAUGUUCGACAGAGCCCAGGACAUCGAGCACUUGAGGCCCACGGAGUUUCUGCGGGAGCAUUCGCCUCUGAGUUUCGGACAAUAUUACGCCUGGAAUCAGGCGUGCCAUGGACCCUGCCCGCUGCGCCUCUGGGAUUACGCCCCAACUUCCCACGUCUUCACGCUGUCAGUCACGUGGAGGUUCGGGCCCCUGCAGUGCAAGUUCAUGAGGGACACCUCCAAGGAGUACGGCCGUAAGGGGCACCCACUCAUCUGCGCGCUGGACCACGACGAUCGCGAGCGGUACGGGAAUCUCGCAGAUGUGCCUCAGACUGCCGUGAGAUUCGUGCGCUACUCGGACACGCAAUGGUUUCCGGCUGUGACCCGCGGCGUCCUCGCUGCGGACGCCGAGGCCAUUGGCUUGGGCGCGCGCCGGGGGGCGCCCGACCGCGGCGGCGGCGCGGAGGAGGCUCCGCGCGCGGCUGCCUGCAAGCCUGUGUUCGAGCAGAUGCUGUUCGAGGGCUUGUUGUUCCUGCGCGCGAUCGCGCUGGGCCGCGUUCUCGCGCCGGGCGGCACUCGCUCGACAACUAUCGCGCAUGGCACGAAGGCGAUUCUGACCAUGGUGUGGGCCAACGACGUCAGGGUGAACUUCGACGUCGUCGUGCGGGGCGCCCUUGAGAACGCGACGCUCAUGGAGUCCUUCGGCGUACCCGCGGAGGCAUGCGAUGCCCCUCACCUGUGGAGAGUUAUGACGCCGGAGGCCGCAUCUGGAGCUGACGCGCUCCUCCAGCAAACCACGGUGUUCCCCCGGAACUUGGGCGCCUUCGAUGUCCAGGGCAACGCGCGGGACGCGAUGCGCAGGAACGUGGCCUUCACUCGUGGCAUCCUGUUCGCUUCCUCCCACGAGUGCAUCGAGUGCUUGGAGGAUGGCCGCGCGGCGCCGCGCUGGAAGGCGCACUUCGACGCGAGCCAGCGCGAUCGCGCGCUCGCAGUCUGGGAGUCCCCGUGCAAGUCGGGCGGCCCGACGCGGCCAGUUGAUCCGCAGUGGAUCGACAGGAAGUGCGAGCUGGAAUGCGCCAACCGCUUGUUCGACGCCGUCAGGGCCUUCCUCUGGCCGUUGCCGAAGGUCGUGGCCGACAUGCGGAUGGCGGACCCGUGGCCUGCGAGUUGCGAACGCCCCCCCUCGCUGACGCUCGUGCAGGCGAUCCAGCUCGGGAGCGCGAACCUCUUCGACGACGGCGGGGCCCUCUCCGAUGUCACGCAGUUGCCGACGCCGAACCCGAUCGACGGCGCGAGCUGGGUCAGCGACUCGGACAUUUACGGGCUGGCGCCCGACCGCGAGGCCCUCCAGAUGUCUCUGCCCCAGUUGCUGAAGCCCAUCGGGGUGCGCGUGAACAACGGCCUGGCCACCGUCACUGCGCACUUUCUGGACGCUUCGCCCCGCUUCGAUGCGUUCCGCCCAACCCCCGAGGUGGCGGCGCGCGUCGCCGCGGCCGGUCGCGUGGCCGCGCUGCAGUCCAUCCGGCUGUUCCCAGACACGUUCUCCGAGGGCCGCCCCCUCUACGCCAGGCUCCUCCCGUACAAGCGCCUCCGCCUCGGGGGCGAUGCCCGGGAGGCGUGCCGGGAGGCGCGGACGGCGCUCGCAGUGGCGCUCGCAAGGGGGAGCGCCGAGACUCGGGACGUCGUCAUGUACCAGCAUGUCGGCAACCCAGACGCUCUGCAGCCGCCGAACACGUGGCCCACGCUGUUCAAGAAAAUGCCGCUGCACAUCGCGCGCUGCGUCCUCGCGACGAUGCACUUCCUGGCAGGGACCUUCCUCGACGACGCCUCGGUCCACGUGCGAUCUCGCUCCCAGUCGGAUGAGGACAAGGCCGCGGCUGCCGAGGAGCGAGACGACAUGGUCCACAGCGUGAACUCCAUGGUCAAUCUGCUCCGGCAGCGCCCAGGCUUGACUCGGGACGCGAUUCUGCCGCCGGUCGCGCUCUCCGCGGCAGCGACGGCGGCGCGCGCAGAUCUCGACGACUCGUUUCAGUGCGUCGUUUGCGACGGCACCGGCAAGUUGUUGGAGUAUCGCGCUGUCGCGGGGGGCACGGUAUCCUUGCCGUGCCCGCUCUGCGACGCGUGUCCCGUGUGCGGUGGCACCGAGACCUGGGAUGCGUACGACCCCCAGCUCCCUUGCCCGCUUUGCGUGGAUUGA
Prorocentrum cordatum is the source of this 4194-nucleotide messenger RNA. The record is from the annotation of a GenBank genome assembly. Lineage: Eukaryota; Dinophyceae; Prorocentrales; Prorocentraceae.